Molecule: messenger RNA, 2982 nt
Organism: Portunus trituberculatus (swimming crab)
Lineage: Eukaryota; Metazoa; Arthropoda; Malacostraca; Decapoda; Portunidae
Gene: Skp2
Product: S-phase kinase-associated protein 2-like
Exons: 9
Coding region: 171-1649 (492 amino acids)
Biological process (GO): SCF-dependent proteasomal ubiquitin-dependent protein catabolic process
Cellular component (GO): SCF ubiquitin ligase complex
Molecular function (GO): protein binding
Source: RefSeq, a predicted model, not a curated record
UUUGAAAUCUUGAAUUCCCCGCGCGGGGGAAGCUGCAUGGCGCGGUUUAUCAAAACAUGUCAUGGCGCCAAAAUAAUAUGAGAGCCGAUCUCAGUGAUUGGAAGUGACACUCCUAUUAGAACACAAGCGUUAAUAUACUUUGAUAAACCUUUGUUAUACUGUGGCUACACAUGAGGCAAGAUGCACGAGGACCAGCAGCCAGCAGGGGAAGGGCAGAGACGCCUCAGCUGACGAACGUCAACAAGCUUGGCGCCCACCACACCGUCUGGAGCCACGAGGGUGUUGUCCGCGGGAUUACGGCUGGGAUGGAUCUUGCGGCGGAGUCUGGGAAGUGCAGGUAUGACAAAGAGAAUGCCAACACAAGCAUGAAGUGUGCCCGCUGGAGCCUUGGUGGUGAUGUUGGCACCAAUCCGCCCCUCCUGGCUGACAUGGGGCUGGCGGUGCUGCAGGAUGAGGAAGCCUCCUGCCAUGCCCCCUCCUCCUCCCCUUCCCCCUUCUCUAAUCUAGGUCAUGUGACCAGUGCCUCUCCCUCUCACAAGGUUCUGCAGCAUGUUAACCAGAAUGUAAGAAAUCAGGACUUCUUGACUGAAAACUCCACCAGCUCAACAGAGUUCUUUGUUUAUAAGCGCAGGAAAUUAGACAAUUUUAGUGGAGAUGACAAGUUCAACAGAAUGUCUGAUGAACUAAUUCUGGCAGUGUUGCGUUGGCUCCCUAAGUUUAUGCUGGCCAGGUGCGCACAGGUGAGCAGACGCUGGAAGAGGCUGGCCUUUGACGAGUCAUUAUGGCGAAGACUUGAUCUCGGUGGCAAGACACUGAAGCCGGGAGUGGUGGGUCGUGUCAUCCUCCGAGGGUGUGUCAUUCUCAGGCUAGCCAAGGCAGAGGUGGGCACGCCGAUUUUCUCACCCCAGCUACAACAUCUGCCCACUUUGCUGCCAGUGAGGAGCAAGCUACAGUAUCUGGAUCUCAGCAUGGCAGUCAUCCAGCCACAGGCUCUGGAAGAAUUGCUGAGUGUGUGUUUUGAUCUGAAAAAGUUAAGCUUAGAACAUUGCACCUUAACCCAGAGUGUUUGCUCAUACAUUGCAAAGAAUGCCUCACUGGAGACCCUUAACCUUGCCAUGUGUUAUGGCCUGUGCCAUUCCUACAUUGUUGAGAUCCUGACACAAUGCAAAAGAUUGCAUUGCUUGAAUCUAGCCUGGACGGGACUGAGCUCAGAGGAUCUUCGGGUGAUUUGUCGUCGCUUCCCUGCCUCUCUGGAGCGGCUCAACUUGUCAGGCUGCCGCAAUACUCUCUCAGAUUCACAUGUCCGCCUUCUAUCAGAGCAGAGCAGCGGACUGGUAGAGUUAGACGUGAGUGAUGCUACUCAACUCACUGCCAGUGCUGUGUCUUCCAUCAUCAAGCACCUUACCCGGGCUGAGUAUCUUGCUUUCUCCCGCUGCUAUGCCAUCCAGCCAGACACCUACCUAGAGCUGAAAGCCAUGCCAAACUUAUUGUACUUGGAUUUGUAUGGCAUCUUGAAUGACAGUGCCUUGAACACCCUGCGGCAGUCUCUCCAACACAUCAAGAUCAACAAGUAUCUGUUCUCGUCCGUGGCUCGACCCACAGUUGGUAUCCGUCGAACCUCAGUGUGGGGAUUGAGGGUCAGAGACUGAUAGUGUCUCAUUGAGGGCUUGUUUGUGGGCGAGAACAUCUACUGUUCUUGGUGUGAGUUGCUGCUAUGCAGUAGUAAAGUCAUUCUUUCAAUUCCUUCCUCACACACAGAUGCCCUUGGGACCUGCCGAGCUGAGCCAGUCAUCGAUGAAUGGGUGGUGAGUGUGGCUUAUCAAAUGUGUUCACUAUGUGAUAAUGUGCUUGAUUCUAAUGUUUUGCUAUUAAGGGUUGUAAUAUUGUUUAAGUUUAUUGUAAAGACUAAAGAGGAAAUAUAAGUUGUCUUACCAGCUCAGCAGGCUACUCUCAGUACAGUGUGAGUCAGCACUGCUCAUCUGUAGCUUGUUGAUAGAUGAGGUAAGAAAGCACCAGUGUUGUUAAAAUCCAAGUGUGUUAAUUAGUGCCUUAGUUAUUAGAGAAGCAAACUUAAAAUAAUUUAUUCAAUUUUUUCUACCUGUUACAGCAAAAUGAUAUUUGGCUUGCACCUUGAGGUCACCGACACAGUCUUUGUGUAUGUGUCUUGGUAUUCAGUAAGAGAUGAUUGUGCCAGGUACAAGCACAGUGAGUUAUUGUAAGUUUUCAUUUCCAUCUUAAUUAUAAAUGGAUGUAUUGUGUGACUAGUGCAGAAAGGCACAGUGUUGUACCAAAGAUGUACUGAACAUGUACAGAGAUAUGACCUUUUACUCAGCUGUAAACCAUGAAGACCCUUGUACAUAGACACACAUACUACCACAUGAGGCAUCCUGUGGGGAAAGCCAGUUGUUGACUUAUCAGUUCAUAAUCUUAUAAAGUUUGCUGGAAUUUUACUGUAUCUUCCUUUAAAGAUAACCCGGAAUUGUGCAAAUUAGUUGGAAAAAAAUGUGAUAAGUUGUGAAUUAUAAGUUUAAUAAUAGUACUGUAUUAAUGGUAUUCAGUAAAGGGCUGAAGAAUAAAAUGUAUCAAUUUAUUAAUAUACUAAUUAGGAGAAGCAUAAUGUAUUUGAGUUUGCUAUGGUGCUGUCCCACUGGAUGGUCUCCAGUCACAUAGAAUACUGACGAUGGCAUUUAUAUUAUAAACGAAGAGUCUGUGGGUUGUAAAUACACCCCUUUGUAAUUUUAUAAGCAUUAUUGUCAGGGUCUUGGUGAGGAAGGUGUUUUGAUGGAAUCCCUUGUACAUAUUAGUUGCCUUGUCCAGCCUGACACCACCUUGCAGGGAGAGGUGCCUUGUUCCACUGCCAUUGUCUCCAAGCUCAUUCUCAACAGUUGAUGUUUUAUUUUUAAUCAUUUAAGAUAUGUUUGAUAGAAGACUGUAUUAUAUUUGAAAUUGAAAGAAGUUGGCAUACAUUUUCUUUUUUACAAA